This is a messenger RNA of Rhodotorula graminis WP1, 1956 nucleotides long. RefSeq lists its product as uncharacterized. The record is from RefSeq and is a predicted model, not a curated record. The transcript has 5 exons. Gene Ontology annotation, cellular component: nucleus. NCBI's taxonomy places the organism in Eukaryota, Fungi, Basidiomycota, Microbotryomycetes, Sporidiobolales, Sporidiobolaceae. Gene Ontology annotation, molecular function: ATP-dependent H2AZ histone chaperone activity. Gene Ontology annotation, biological process: regulation of DNA-templated transcription; chromatin remodeling. The coding region runs from base 132 to 1892 and encodes 586 amino acids.
CGCGCGCAGCAUCGACGCCCGCCCCCGAUGAGCCAGAAGAGUCCGACGCCGAGGCCACCUCGUCCGAGGAAGAUGAGCCCGUCGAGGCCAACCUCGCCACCAGGACGCGCCGCAACAAUGCCGGCAACCGCAUGGCCGCCUUGAUCGAGGACGAGGCCGCAGCAGAAGUCGAGGAGAUGUUCAAGGAGGAGGAGGACGACAACGAGUUCGAGAACAAGGAGGAGAAGGACGAGUUCGACUCGGAUUUCGGCUCGACCGACGAGGACGCGGGCGACGACGAGGACGACGAGGAGGCCGGCGAGCGCCAGCUCCGUCGCGAGGCAAAGGAGGCCAAGAAGGCCGAGCGCGGCAAGCGCAAAGGGUUCCAGGCGCCCGUCCACCCGUUCGCCCGCCAGACCAAGGCCGCUCGCAAGGCCGCCGCCGCCAAGCAGGCUGGCCCCGUCGCGUCCACCUCGGCGACGACGCUCGACGAGGACGGCGAACCCGUCAAGAAGCGCAAGAAGGUCGCCGUCGACCCGGCGUUCCUCGUCCCGCAGCGCGAGAGCUCGCGGCGCCAGGCCGUGCAGAACAAGAAGCAGGUGCAAGACCGCCUCAAGGAGGUCGAGCAGCGCAAGGCCACCACCACGCCGCGACCGACCAGGAAGCAGCAGGCGACGCUCACGCAGGCCGACCUGAUCGCCGAGGCGCUCGAGACCGAGGAGCAGAACCGCGCCGCCCUCCUCGCCUUCUACGCCGCCGAGGAGGAGCGUCGCGAGGCCGAGCGCGUCGCCGGCAUGCGCUACGAGAUCAUCGGCCCAAAGCUCACGUUCCUGAGCCGGGUCCAAGAUCGCGUCGACAACAAGGGCAAGGGCAAGGAGGGCGACCAGGACCAGAUGGAGAAGGGGCGGCGGCGGCUCAUCGAGGUCGUCGGCGAGUCGGGGUCCAAGGGGUGGAAGGCGAGCGGCGCCGAGACGGGCGGGCUCGUUCACGAGCACGACGCGGCGACCGGUCGAGGGCGCAAGAGUGCGACGACGGCGUCGACGUCGCUCAACUCGAUCCUCAACUCGGCCGACCACACGCCGGGACCGUCGACGCCGCCCGAGCCGCAAGAGUACGCCCGCAACUGGCUCGUGUUCGACAACUUCGAGGGUUCGCGCGCCGACGAGCUCGAGGCCAUCUUUGGCGACCACGCCGACUGGAGCAAGAGGCCAAUGCCUGUCGGCCAGCUCGGCAUCUGCCCUUUCACCGGCCUCCCCGCACGUUACCGCGACCCCCUUACCCUCGUCCCCUACGCCACCAUCUCGGCCUUCCACCAGCUGCGCGCCAUGGCCUCGCCGCACCCGCCCUUCGUCUGGUCCGACAGCCUGAGCGCCUACACGGGCGCGAGCGGCUUUGGCCUCAUGGCCGACGUCGAGCUCGCGUGGGGCCGGCGCCAGCACGCCCAGCCCGAGCGCUACGCCGCCGCCGGCCCGCACGCCCAGCUGCAGUACCAGCGCGCGACGUCGGCGCUCCCGCCCACGCUCUACUUCUCGACCGUGUCCGGCGCCGGCUCGGCGCAGCAGCAGCAGCAGCAGCGAGCGCCUCGGCAGCAGCACGCGCCCGAGGACAACCCGUACAAGAUCUCGUACGCCCACGCGGGAGGGUCCGGGCGAGGGCAGCGCGGGCGCGUGUCGCUCGACGCGGCGGCGGCGCAGGCGCAAGGUGCUCCUCUCCCGCCGCCUCAGCAGCAGCAGCAGCCGGCGCCGGUCCCGCAGCAGCACGUCCCGGCGCCGGUUCAGCAGCAGGCGCCGCCGGCGAGGUCGAUCCCGGGUGCGGGCGCCGCGUUUGGCGGCGGCGUGAGCGUCAACGCGCAGGGUCGAGCGGUGCUGCCGCCGCUCGGCGGGCUGCCGCCACUGCCGUCGUUCCCGUCGUAGCGUCGCUCGAGGAGGAUGGGCGAGAGGGGGAGGGCGCGCAGGGCGACGUCUCGCAACGGCUUUU